This is a messenger RNA of Penicillium robsamsonii, 1014 nucleotides long. Its product is annotated as NmrA/HSCARG family protein. The transcript has a single exon. The record is from RefSeq and is a predicted model, not a curated record. NCBI's taxonomy places the organism in Eukaryota, Fungi, Ascomycota, Eurotiomycetes, Eurotiales, Aspergillaceae. Bases 1 to 1014 code for a protein of 337 amino acids.
AUGGCAUUCACAAAGAAGAUCAUCGCAAUUGUCGGCGCUACUGGCACACAAGGAGCAUCAGUUGCUCGCACAUUCUUGCGCCUUCCAAACUGGCACGUUCGAUGCCUUACUCGCAAUCCAGCUUCCGAGAAAGCUCGACAGCUUGUAGAACAGGGCGCCGAGGUAGUUGAGGCCGACCUCAAGGACGAAGAGUCCCUACGUCGAGCCUUCGCCGGUGCAAAUGCCAUCUUCCUCAACACCGACUUUUGGCAACCCUAUCGCGAGGCUCUCGCAUCUGGCAUUGAUGAACUGACAAGUGCCAAGCAAGGCUACGAGGCAGAAAUCACGCACGGCAAGAAUGCAGUGAAUGUCGCUGCUACCAUUUCAACGCUGGAAAGGUUCAUCUACUCGGCUCUGGGCCCAAUGAACAAGGCCUCGGGUGGGAAGUACUCGGACUGCCACCAUUGGGAGACCAAGGCACACAUCGUCGACUACAUUGAGACCCAGAAACCCGAACUGGCAAGGAAGACAUCCUUCAUCUACGUUUCUUGUUACAUCAGCAAUCCGUUCCUGUAUCCCAAGUUUCAGCCGGAGAGCAAGCAGUUCGUCUCUGUCAUGCCGGCUAGCAAAGCUAUGCGCAUGCCUAUCAUCGAUACGGCUCGGUCGAAUGGUCCAUUCGUCAGGGCUUUGGUAGAAGAUGAGGCCGCAGGGACGAAGUUACUUGCUUACGACGAUUACAUCUCUAUCGAAGAGCUGAUGAAGGUUUGGACUCGAGCCCUUGGAAAGGAAGUUGAGUUUGUUCAGACGACAAUCAAGGAUAUGAGUGAAAAGUUUGGCAUCCCGGUUGAGAUUCUAAAAGGUCCAGCAUUCGUUGAUGAGUUUGGAUACUCUGCCGGAGUGGAGAACAUCGUUGAGCCUGCUCAAUUGAAGUCUCGUGUACAGGGUCAGAAGUUUGAGGAGUGGUUGAAAAGUCAGGAUGUUGCGGAGCUGCUUGGUUUGAAGGACUCGAACAAUUGGGAUGGGCUUGUACAAUAA